Messenger RNA from Arachis ipaensis, 1328 nucleotides. Its product is annotated as thiol-disulfide oxidoreductase LTO1-like. Gene Ontology annotation, molecular function: oxidoreductase activity. The record is from RefSeq and is a predicted model, not a curated record. Lineage: Eukaryota; Viridiplantae; Streptophyta; Magnoliopsida; Fabales; Fabaceae.
ACAUCUUUCACAUUUAUGAGCCCUAAUCCUUCCAUAGAUCAGCCACCUCCAACCCCCACCACCUCCUGUGCCCCUGAUUCCCUCUUCCACCACCACCUAAGCUGCCCCUCCUCUCCUUGCCCCAUCCCCCUCCCUCUCCACCUUUGUCCUUUUCUUCUUCCUUCUUCCUUCGUCCUUUUUCCCUUCCAUUCUUCCUCGGCGCCUGCCUCCAUCACCGCCGCACAGCCGUGCCUCCGUCAGCCACCAUCAACGCCGGCGAAGCUACUAGAAGCUUCCACCACCAUGGCCACUUUCACCUUCUCCAUGUCCCUAUCGUCUUUUCGUUCCUUUGUGCCCAUUUGGCACCACCGUGCUCCCAACCACUGGAGCUUGGGCCUCUUUGACGUCACGGAGCGUAUGAGGUUGCCGCCGCCUCUCAAAUGCUCCGCCGCAGAACCCGACCAGGAAACCAAGGUUCCCGCCACUUCCUCCGGCUCCGGCGAAUGGACUCAUAAGCUGACCGCGUGGAUCGCCGGGAUCGGCUUCCUUGAAACCUCGUACCUUACCUACCUGAAGCUCAUCGGUUCCGAAGCAUUUUGCCCUAUCGGUGGUUCUCCCUGCGGCGACAUACUCAACAGUGAUUACGCGCUUAUUUUCGGUGUUCCUCUUCCUUUGGUUGGGAUGGUGGCGUAUGGCUUGGUUGCGGCGCUUGGUCUGCAAUUGGCCACAAAGAAGAUGUUGCCUUUUGGGAUUGGCAGGUCCAGCUCCCAGCUCAUGGUGUUGGGAACCACUACCUCCAUGGCAGCUGCUAGUGCCUAUUUCUUGUUCAUUCUCAGCACAAAUUUUUCUGGGUCGACUUGCUCAUACUGUUUGCUUUCGGCAUUCUUGUCUUUCAGCGUUGACGGUAGCUGACGGAGGCGCCGUUGUGCGGCGGUGAUGGAGGCAGGGGCCGAGGAAGAAGAAUGGAAGGGAAAUAGGACGAAGAAAUAAGAAAAGGCAGAGAAAUUCGAAACAGGAUUGGGGGAGGUCACAAAAACGGCGUCGUUUUUGUCUCCAGGGACUUAUAUGUCCUGUUACGAGAUGCUCCAUGCCACCUGUCCUCCAUUACAGCCACCUCAGCGCCACCUCUGUCAGCUCAUCUUUUUCCAUUCAGUGCAGACGGCUGAAUUCAACGGAAGGACAUAAAUGUCCACGUUUUUCAAGGGUCUAGGAGUUAAAUGUAUUUUCUAUUCCUUGAGGACGAAAAUGUCCGCGAAAAAAAAGGUCAAGAACGAAAAUGUCCUUUACUCUAAAUUUUAAGAUGGAACGUAAGCCAAAACUUAUCAAAGAAAAAAAGUAAAAAAAAAAAA